Molecule: messenger RNA, 974 nt
Organism: Sceloporus undulatus (fence lizard)
Lineage: Eukaryota; Metazoa; Chordata; Lepidosauria; Squamata; Phrynosomatidae
Product: uroplakin-3b-like
Exons: 6
Coding region: 11-763 (250 amino acids)
Source: RefSeq, a predicted model, not a curated record
GGCUGUGGAUAUGAUGUUCCUCUCUACGGUCAUCUUGGUGGGGCUGGCGUUGAGGACGGUGGCCGCGGAAGUGCCUUCGGAGUACACCCCUCGCCUGACGUCCGAGAAUAUAGGAGGGAGGAUCACCGCUUCCACCUUCGUCCUGGACCAACCCCGCUGCGUCUUCAACGAUGCUGUCAAUGCCACCGAUGAAAUAUGGCUGCUGGUUGCCCGCAGCAAUGCCCUGAACAAUUUCACCCUUCCCCGUUCCCCCAACGAAUUGCCUUACCAGCAAUUUGAGAAGAAUUCCUUCUACACAACUUUGAACACCAUCCCGGCAAACUACCCCUGUCCGGAUCCGGCACAACCAAGCAACCAGCUCGCCAUCCUGCGGGUGGGGAAUGAAGUCAAGUGCGCUUCUGAUCCCACAAGACCAGAUUGCAACGGUCCCCUCCCUGGGCCAGGACCCUACCGAGUCAAGUUCCUGGCCUUUAAUUCCGAAGGCGUCACAGCCGAGACAAAAUGGUCGUCUGAGAUCCCACUGACUCAAGGGAAAAACCCGGCAACCAUCGACACGUGGCCCGGGCGCCGAAGUGCUGGGAUGAUAGUCAUUACCACCAUCCUCUCCAUCCUCUCUGCCAUCCUGGUGGCGGCCCUCAUUGCUGCUUUACUCUACAAAUACUCUGACGUCUGUGGCAGUGCCGAUAUCGUGAGCGUGAGGGACCUGACGAUAACCCGCUACACCACCCAUCACAUCUAUGACCAACCGGCUCAGAAACUGUGAUGCGCUUCUCCGUCUGGGACUGUCCCAUCAUGGCAGUCUGCCAUUUUGUGUCUCCUACUCAUACGGAGGAACUCACAAUGGACAUGUGCUUGGAAAUCUUGGACCUCCGAGGGGAAGCUUUGCCUUAUAGAAUUGUAGAAGGGUUGGAAAACACCUCCAAGGGCCAUCCAGUUUGAACCCAUUCUGCCAUGUGGGAAUACACAAUCCAAGC